AUGGCAGAUCGGCUUUGCAGACCAUGUCGCGACGUCGCGCGGCGACAGCUACGGCUCUUGCGCGAGCUCAAUCGCCCAUCCGUCGGCCAGCGUGCUGCUGUCGCGGAGAUCGCGAGGACGUCAACGCGACAGUUCCACCAGACCACAUCGAGCCGCUCGCAAGGCUCACCUCAGCCUGAAAAGCAACCCGGCGUUGCGCAGACCUUGCUGGGCAUCGCGAGUAAGAUCCUGCCAUCGAAAGCGGUCCAGCCCUACCAAAUCUUCGGCGCCACUGAGAGCAUCUACAAGGCGUGCGCUGCGCCGGCCACGUACAAGAUCGCACCGGAGUUGAGGAAGAAGGAGGAAGUACCAUUGACAGAGGACGGGGAGGAGGUUGGUGUUGGAGGGGGCGUCUGGCAUGAUGAAUUUGGUCUCCCCCCGACAUUUAGCACAUGGUCGCAAGUGACCAUGCUGCACCUCUACCUCAUAGUCGUGCGAUUACGAUGCCUCGAGAAGACCCAGUGGCAGGCGUGGCAGAACCAGCUGGUGAACCACUUCUUCCACAACGCCGAGGACGUCAUGGAGGUGAACCACGGCAUGUCGUCGCGCAUGAUCCGCCAGAGGCACCUGCAGAACCUGUUCCAGACGUGGAGGGGCGUGAUACUGGCGUACGACGAGGGCCUGGUCAAGGGCGACGCCGUCAUGGCGUCGGCGGUGUGGAGGAACAUCUUCAAGGCCGACGAGAACGUCGACAUGAGGCAUGUCGCUGCCAUCGUCAGCUGGAUGAGGUCGGUCUCGAGGAACUUGGACAAGAUGCUCGACCCUGCGCUGCUGUACCAUGGGGGCAGCGUGUUCAAGACGCAGCCUACGGCGGAGUUGAAGGUGGUUGACGAGCCCGCCUCGCUCGAGCAGAUCACCCAGAGCGCUGCGCCGGAGGCCAAGUCGACGAAAGCUAAGCCUACCAGCCGUUUCAAGUGA
This is a messenger RNA of Diaporthe citri, 957 nucleotides long. RefSeq lists its product as uncharacterized. Gene Ontology annotation, cellular component: mitochondrion. NCBI's taxonomy places the organism in Eukaryota, Fungi, Ascomycota, Sordariomycetes, Diaporthales, Diaporthaceae. Bases 1 to 957 code for a protein of 318 amino acids. The transcript is spliced from 2 exons. The record is from RefSeq and is a predicted model, not a curated record. Gene Ontology annotation, biological process: mitochondrial respiratory chain complex III assembly.